AUGGAAGGAGGAGGAAGGAGGAGGAAGAAGGAGGAAGGAGAUGGAGGAAGAAGGAGGAGGACAAAGAAGGAGGACGAAGAAGAAGGAAGAAGAAGGAAGAAGAAGGAGGAGGAAGGAGGACGAAGAAGAAAGAUGAAGGAGGAGGAGGAAGAAGGGAUGGAUGGCGAGAUGUGAUGGAAGAAGGAGGAAGGAGGAGGAAGAAGGAGGAAGAAGAUGGAGGAAGAAGGAGGAGGAGGAAGAAGGAGGAAGAAGAAGAAGGAAGAAGAAGAAGGAAGAAGGAGGAGGAAGAGGACGAAGAAGAAGGAUGAAGGAGGAGGAGGAAGAAGGGAUGGAUGGCGAGAUGGGAUGGUGGGAUGGAUGGCGAGAUGGGAUGGUGGGAUGGAUGGCGAGAUGGGAUGGUGGGACGGAUGGCGAGAUGGGAUGGUGGGAUGGAUGGCGAGAUGGGAUGGUGGGAUGGAUGGCGAGAUGGGAUGGUGGGAUGGAUGGCGAGAUGGGAUGGNGAUGGGAUGGUGGGAUGGAUGGCGAGAUGGGAUGGUGGGAUGGAUGGCGAGAUGGGAUGGUGGGAUGGAUGGCGAGAUGGGAUGGUGGGAUGGAUAGCGAGAUGGGAUGGUGGGAUGGGUGGAGAGAUGUGACGGAAGGAGGAAGAAGGAGGAGGAAGAAGGGGGAGGAAGAACAAGGAGGAAGAACGAGGAGGAAGAAGGGGGGGGGGAAGAAGAAGGAGGAAGAAGGAGGAGGAGGAAGAAGAGGGAAGAAGAAGGAGGAGGAAGAAGGAGGAAGAAGAAGAAGGAAGGAAGAAGAAGGAGGACGAAGAAGAAGGAGGGAGGAAGGAGGAGGACGAAGGGUGGAUGGCAAGAUGGGAUGGUGGGAUGGGUGGCGAGAUGGGAUGGUGGGAUGGAUGACGAGAUGCGAUGGAAGAGAAAGGAGGAGGAAGGAGGAGGAAGGAGGAGGAGGAAGAAGGAGGCAGAAGAAGGAGAAAGAAGGAGGAAGGAGGAAGAAGAAGGAGGAAGAAGAAGGACGAAGGAGGAGGAGGAAGAAGGGAUGGAUGGCGAGAUGGGAUGGAUGGAUGGCAAAAUGUGAUGGAAGAAGGAAGAAGAAGGAGGCAGAAGAAGGAGGAGGAAGGAGGAGGACGAUGAAGGAGUAAGAAGAAGAAUGAAGAAGAAGAAGAAGAAGAAGAAGAGAAGAGGAGUGGAGGAGGCGGAGGAGGACGACCGUUGUUUUUUUUUUUUUUCUGUUCGCCGUUCGCGACAACUGCCUAAGGUCGCCGAAGAUGUGCCCUGCCCCAAACAGCCAAAAGGCCGAAGAAGAUAAAGAUCGCCAUUAACU
Molecule: messenger RNA, 1323 nt
Organism: Chara braunii
Lineage: Eukaryota; Viridiplantae; Streptophyta; Charophyceae; Charales; Characeae
Source: the annotation of a GenBank genome assembly